GUCAUUGUUUCCCACGACAGAAUCCUGUCAUCUUAACAUUUGCAUCCGCAUGAUUCGAGACCUUCCUAAAAUGUCGCCACGCUGCCAAUAAUGCCCCUGCCCUGUAAUUAACAGCGUAUCCCCCAGAACCCUAGAGACUGAGUCAACAAAAAUUGAUAAACCUUCCCCAAAAGUGAAAAAUCCUAGGGUUAUGGAACCUUCGUACUUCCUUGGUUUGUAGUCUCUCUUUCCUUGUUUCUCUCUGUCCUUUUUUGGUUCUCUCUCCGGAGAAUUUGGAUAUGGAGGGCUUCUGCUCAGAAAAGUGUCUCGCGGAGAGGUUUGUGAGCUCUGUAAUGGAAGCUGUAGCUGCUGAGACUGCCAUUGUUGCUGCGAGAACUCUGGCUUCUCUUCUCAUCACAGUGCUGUCUUUUCCAUAUGGCAUGGAUAUGUUCCCCAGAGAGCCUGUCACUUUUGAUUGGGUUUCUAUACUGGAGCUUCACUCAGUGAAGCAACCUAUUCCUGAGAACAAAGAUGCCAGUGGAACUGAAGAUGAUGAUGAGGAUGAGGAUGAGGAUGAGGAUGAGGAUGAUGGUGCUGAUGAUCAAGAGGAUGAUGGUGCUGAAGAUCAAGAUGCUGAGCAUGGAAAGAAUGAUGAGGAUGAAGGGGAUCCUGAGGGUGACCCUGAGGCCAAUGAUGCUGACGGAAGUGAAGAUGAGGAUAAUGAUGAAGAAGAUGAGGAUGAUGAUGAAGAUGAUGGGGAAGAGGAAGAGGAAGAGGAAGAGGAAGAUGAAGAGGAAGAAGAGGAUGAAGAGGAGAUUCGUCAGCCAGCGGCAAAGAAGAGGAAAUGAGAGAUUGAAACUUUUUUAUUUUGUUUUCAAUUAGUCUUGCUUUCUUGGGGUUGGGAAUUCAGGAAAGUAGGAGCCCUAGUAUUGUGAGGGAAAGCAUUCAACUUGCCUAUCUGCAUAGAGAAAUUUGAGAUACUAGUUGCAAGAGAUCCUGUCUGAGAUUAUUUCUAGUUCUACAGCUCUAUAAUAUUAUGUAUAUUGCCUUUGACA
Molecule: messenger RNA, 1034 nt
Organism: Malania oleifera
Lineage: Eukaryota; Viridiplantae; Streptophyta; Magnoliopsida; Santalales; Ximeniaceae
Exons: 3
Coding region: 279-827 (182 amino acids)
Source: RefSeq, a predicted model, not a curated record